Venustampulla echinocandica is the source of this 1002-nucleotide messenger RNA. RefSeq names its product NAD(P)-binding Rossmann-fold containing protein. The transcript has 4 exons. Lineage: Eukaryota; Fungi; Ascomycota; Leotiomycetes; Helotiales; Pleuroascaceae. The record is from RefSeq and is a predicted model, not a curated record. Gene Ontology annotation, molecular function: oxidoreductase activity, acting on the CH-OH group of donors, NAD or NADP as acceptor. Bases 1 to 1002 code for a protein of 333 amino acids.
AUGGCUCCAGCAUUGCCUCAGGGUUCAGUUGUCUUGGUUACUGGUGCCACCAGCUACCUUGGAUCUAAUAUAGUUGAUCAAUUAUUGAAAGCUGGAUAUAAUGUGCGGGGCACAGUUAGAAGCAUGACCAAGCUCCGAAACUUGAAGAAUUCUUGGGAUGAGGAACACGGAAUGGGCAAAUUCGAACCCAUCAUAGUCUUGGACAUGGCUAAAGAAGGCGCUUUCGAUGAGGCAGUUAAAGGAGUGGAUGGCGUCAUCCAUUCAGCCGCAGUCAUGACAUUCGAUGCCGAUCCACAUAAGGUCAUUCCCGAGACCCUUGCAGGAGUGAACGAGAUCCUCAAGUCAGCAGCCAAGGAACCUCGCAUUAAAAGAUUUGUAUUCACGUCGUCAUCUACCGCCGCUACAGCACCAAUUCCCAACAAGGAGUUCCACAUCGAUUCAGACAGCUGGAAUGACGCAGAAAUCAAGGCAGCAUGGGCACCACCGCCAUACGAACCCCAGAGAGCUUGGGCCGUCUAUGGAGCUAGCAAAGCCGAGUCUGAGAAGGCCGUCUGGAAAUUUGUUAAAGAGCAGAAGCCCCAUUUUGUGGUAAAUGCAGUGUUGCCGGACUUUAAUUUCGGAAAGAUACUCGACAAAAGCCUCGCGGUUUCCACUGCUGAUUUUGUCCGGAGACUUUUCAAAGGAAAUAAGGAGACUGUUCUACCUCAAUACUUUGUCGACGUCCAAGAUACAGGGCUCGUACAUGUGGCAGCUUUAAUCAACCCCGAAGUUGCAAAUGAGCGUAUUUUGGCAAUGGCAGAACCCUUUAACUGCAACGAUAUCUUGAGGAUCUUUCGGAAGCUGCGACCAGAUCAUAAAUUCAUCGAUGAUUACCAGGAUGACAGUGUUAGAGAUCGAUCGACAGUUUCCAACGAGAGGGCUGUGAAACUGCUGAAGUAUAUGGGGAAGGAUGGUUGGACUUCCCUUGAGGAGUCCAUUAAGGUUACUAUCGAGGCCAUGUGA